Arabidopsis arenosa is the source of this 3015-nucleotide messenger RNA. NCBI's taxonomy places the organism in Eukaryota, Viridiplantae, Streptophyta, Magnoliopsida, Brassicales, Brassicaceae. The record is from the annotation of a GenBank genome assembly.
AUUUUCCUCUGUCUUUUGGUCUUUGUGAACUUCUCCUUCUUCCUGUUUGGGUUUCCCGAGAAAAUCUAGCUAGAAAAAAGAAGGGAUCCAGUAGCAGAACCAGAAGCUAAACCCAAUCAAAGAGAAAGCUCUGAGCAAAAGACGUUUUCUGGGUUCGUUUGAUUGAAAAGAAAUGGCCGAUUCGACCAAAGUAAGGCUAGUUCGCUGCCCAAAAUGCGAGAAUCUCUUAUCAGAGCCUGAAGAUUCCCCCUUUUUCCAGUGUGGUGGCUGCUUCACCGUUCUUCGAGCCAAAAUCAAGGAGCGUGAAGCAGAUUCUGUUUCAGUCAAGUCCGUUGAAGAUAAAGCCAAACCAAUUUCAGCUAACUCUACUAGUUCCCCAGAGAAAGCAAUUGUGGAUUCUAGUGAAACUUCAUCUGACUCUGAUGUUCCAUCAAAUUCUGUUUCUUUGAGACACCACCAAAAUGUUGUUCCUGUUGAUGUUGAGAGUGAUCCUUGUUCAAAAGAACAAGGUAACAGAUCUAUAAUAGGGGAUAAAGAUGACCUUAAAUCGCAAUCGGGGAGACAAGACUCUGGUUUGGAUCGGUUUAGGAAAAGAACAACUAAGAGAUGUGAUUCUGAAAGUGUCAACAACAGAUUAUCCACAUCAAGGCAUCCUUGUGAUGAAGGCACUUCUUCUUCAGCUAACUACUUUCCAGAUUCACUCCAUGAGUUCCAGAAACAUUUGAAAGACCAGAGCAAUGAAGCAAUCGAGCAAGACCGAGCUGGACUUCUGAGACAGUUAGAAAAGAUCAAAGAACAGCUUGUUCAGUCUUGCAAUGUGGCGACUGACAAGUCUAAAGAACAGGUUCCUAGUUCUUCGUCUGCCUCAGGGUUGAACAAGGCGCCUCCAAUGCGGUUUCACAGUACGGGAAAUCACGCUGUUGGAGGUCCUUCUUAUUACCAUCAACAUCCUGAACCGCAGUUUCCGUACAACAACAACAAUGAAGUCCCUAUGCACCAUAGUCUGAUGCAUCCCUCUUAUGGAGACCCUCAUAGGUUCCCUAUACACGGAAGAGGUCCUCAUCCGCUGCAACCAUCUCAUCCCUACUUCUCGGGACAAUAUGUUGGUAAUAAUAACAACGGUCAUGACCUCUUUGACGCAUACCCGCAGCAAAACGGGCAUUUUCAUCACUCAUCUUGCUCUUGUUACCAGUGUUAUGAUAGUAAAUACUGGCGAGGUUCAGCACCGGUGAUCCCUGAUGCACCCUAUAACGCCGGUUUUUAUCCUCAUGAGAGCGUUAUGGGUUUUGCUCCACCGCAUAAUCCUAGAACUUAUGGUUCUCGUGGUCUACAGCCUCAUGGCAGAUGGCCUAGUAACUUCAGUGAUGCUCAAAUGGACUCUCUUUCGCGGAUUCGUCCUCCUAAAGUUGUAUUAUCAGGUGGAUCUCGUCAUAUCCGCCCUUUGGCAGGUGGUGCUCCGUUUAUAACCUGUCAAAACUGUUUUGAGCUUCUACAAUUGCCAAAGAAACCAGAGGCUGGUACAAAAAAACAGCAGAAAGUGCGAUGUGGAGCAUGCUCUUGUUUGAUAGAUUUAUCUGUUGUUAAUAACAAAUUCGUUCUUUCGACAAACACCGCUUCAACGAGACAAGGAGAAGCCCGUGUAGCUGCUGAUUACACUUCUGAUGACUAUGAUCUUCUUGGUUAUGUGUUUCAUUCGUUGGAUGAUGAACCAAGAGAUCUUCCGGGAUUGAUUUCAGACAAGUCUCGAGAUAUGCAACACGUUCAUUCUCAUUCUGCUAGCCUUUCCGAGGACGAGCUAAGCUCAGACAGUCUAACAGCUAAGUCACUAGCUCAAGCUCAAGAUUCUCCUCUUCACGAUAACUUUGUUGAUUACUCUUCGAUCAAUCAUGACCGGUCUGGAGCAGGCAGCCGUAGCUCUCGUUCAGAACACGACAAGGUCACACUGAGCAAGACUACAGCUAUGAGACAGAACUCCAUGAAAGAGGUUUCACUUGCAAGUGAGAUGGAAGUUAACUUCAACGACUACUCUCAUCGUAACAGUGGAGUAUCUAAAGAUCAGCAGCAAAGAGCCAAGAAGAGCGGAUUCGCAAGCAUUGUGAAGAAAAGCUUCAAGGAUCUGACAAAAUCUAUUCAGAAUGAUGAAGGGAACAAAAGCAAUGUUUCGAUAAAUGGACAUCCUUUAACAGAACGUCUGCUGAGAAAAGCUGAGAAGCAAGCCGGAGUCAUUCAGCCAGGAAACUACUGGUAUGAUUACAGAGCUGGAUUCUGGAGAGUAAUGGGAGGUCCAGGUCUUGGAAUAUUACCGAAGAGCUUAACUACCCAAUGCCAUAGAACUGCUCAGGUGGAAACGGGAGUGUUUGUCAACGGAAGAGAGCUUCACCGGAAAGAUUUGGACUUGCUUGCGGGUAGAGAACUUCCUCCAGACAGAGAUAGAUCAUACAUUGUUGACAUCACGGGUAGAGUCAUAGAUGUAGACACCGGUGAAAAGCUCGAUUGCCUCGGGAAACUAGCCCCAACGAUUGAGAAAUUGAAGCGUGGGUUUGGGAUGAGAGUCCCAAAGAGAACUACAUUGUUGUUCGUGGAGAAAAAGUUUUUACUGCUCACCAACAAACUCAAGAAGGUUGAUUCGGUUGAGAUGAUCAAAGAAGUAAGCACAACUCUUGAGAACCUAAGCUUAAAAACCAUGAGCUUUGGUGAGCUUGAAGAGGAGAAGGGGAAGGAUGGAGCAUUGAUGAAGGAACUCUCAAAUUUGAUGAUGGAGUCAUAUGACAAGCUCGAGAAGGAAGAGUUUGUCAACGCCAAACGAGUGUUGAUGAUUAAAACUCUCACUUCAAAUCUCAUCUCAAACAAAAUCGAAGUGGUUAAGGUCAUCCCUAGUGUUUUUGGAGAUUUCGGUUUCAAAACUUUGUACUAGCAGUUUGUGCUGGUACUUUUGGGAAGCUCGCAGAAGACGUGAAGCUAAGGAGGUUGGAUCGGUUGUAUUGAUCUGAAAAUCAAUGAAGCAUAUGAAAUGAU